CGUUCGUCCACUAGUGCCAGUGGGAGGAAAAAAUUCUUCUUCCCUUGUGUGUGAGAAAAGAAAAAAAAACCCUUAAUUUCGCGUGUUCCGCUAGUCUUUGGAUGGGCGAUUCCAGCACUGAUCAGCAGCAAUCCAGCACUAGCACUAGCACCAGCACCAUGAAACCGACCAACGGAACCGAAAACGGCAGCAGCGUCAAGACCCCGUUCUUGAUCGGAGUGGCGGGAGGAACCGCCAGCGGAAAGUCGACGGUCUGCAAACGGAUCAUGGAACAGCUGGGCCAGGCUGACAUGGACCACACGCAGCGACAAGUCGUCUCGAUCAGCCAGGACAGCUUCUACCGGGAGCUAACCUCCGCGGAGAAGGUCCGCGCCGAAGGUCAGUUCAACUUUGACCAUCCGGACGCGUUCAACGAGGAGUUGAUGCUGAAAACUCUGCAGGACGUGCUGCAGGGCAAGAAGGUCGAGAUCAACGAGUACGACUACCGCACAAACUCGGUCUGCCCGGACCGGAAGUUGACCAUCUACCCCGCAGACGUGGUGCUGUUCGAGGGCAUCCUCGUUUACUUCCCCGCGAUCCGGGAUCUGUUCCACAUGAAGCUGUUUGUGGACACGGACUCGGACACGCGGCUGGCGAGAAGAGUGCCCAGAGACAUCAACGAGCGGGGCCGCGACCUGGAGCACGUUUUGAACGCGUACAUGACGUUUGUGAAACCGGCCUUCGAGGAAUUUUGCUCCCCGACUAAAAAGUUCGCUGAUGUAAUUAUCCCUCGUGGGGCUGAUAACACAGUGGCCAUCGAUCUGAUCGUGCAGCACAUCCGCGAGUUCCUGAACAACCGCACCCGGCAGGACCACAGUCCCCAUCUGGCGACGGCCGGCACCAGUGCCCUCAAUCUGCCCCGCGGCCGAGUGCUAUGCUCAACGCGAACCGCCUCGAUACAGGUGGAAAAGGAGGCCUACUUCAAUGGUUCAGCGUACCUUAGGUUAAAGACGCCAAUGACCCUAUGGAGCCAUUCGGCGAUUAGCUUUAAGACAUGCCGUGGUGGCGAAAUCCUGUCCCAGCGGUACGCCGGCCACGCACUGCUCGUGUCGGUGCUGCCAGACUCGGUGUCGAUCGUGCUGUCGGCGCCAAGCACGCAACCGAUCGAGGCCCGCGUUUCGGGCCGGUACCUGGACAACCGGUGGCACACGCUGCAGUUUGUGUUCCAGCUGGGGACGCUGUACUGCAUCAUUGACAAGCAGUCGUCGACGAUCGCCAACCAGACGUACAAUGUGCCGCUGAUCACGGACCAGGAGAUCAAGAACGAAGCGGCGGUGCUGAUCUUGGGGAAGCAGUACUCGGGGUGUUUGCUGCACGGACCCGGGUUGGUGUUCAACUCGAGUGCGAUGAAUGCGGAAGCGGUGGUGUUUGGACCGUGUCCGCUGGCACCUGGGCCGUGCUCGGAUCAUGACGUGUUGACGGGGACUCCGCCGGACUUUUGCUCGCACGAUCCUUGCAUGCAACAUGGGACGUGUAUUUCGCGAACUGACGGCUAUGAGUGCCACUGUACGUCGAGGUUCAAGGGCAAGAACUGCGAGGUUGAUUCGGGAUCGCCUUGUCAGCUGUACCCGUGCCAACACGGAGGAUCGUGCCAGGAGGACUCGAAAGGUGACUACAAGUGCUACUGUGCUCCGGGUUAUACGGGAGCACACUGCGAAACCGAACUCAGCAUUCAUCCACUGUGCGAGAAGAACCCAUGUCUGAACAACGGAACGUGUCGAGUUCCCCCAGGAACCAGCUCGUACGAGUGUGACUGUCUGAAAGGGUUCAUCGGACCCCGGUGCGAGAUCAACUGGGAUGACUGCAAGCCGAACCUGUGCAUGAACGGUGGUCGUUGCGUCGACGGAGUCGAUAAUUUCAUUUGCGACUGCAAGGGAACCGGCUACGGAGGAAUGCGCUGCCAGAACAACCUGGAUGAGUGCCUGAUCAAUCCGUGCCUCAACGGGGGAACCUGCUUCGACACGUACGGAUCGUACCUGUGCGAGUGCCCCACCGGGUUCACCGGUGCCAACUGCCAGCUCAGUAUCAACGAGUGCCGCUCGCAACCCUGCCAACACGGCGGAACCUGCAUCGACACCCAGGAAGGCUUCGAGUGUCGCUGCCAGCCCGGGUUCGCCGGAUUGUACUGCGAACUCGACCCCGGCUGCAGCCAGUGCCCGAUCGACUCGGACUGCAUCGCUGGACGGUGCGUGUGCAAGCCCGGAACCACAGGCUCGGUAGGCCAGUGCGUACAAGCAGGCGGCGGAAGUUCGGCGGCGAUCGCCACGGCCAAGUCCGCCCAGUCGAACGCGUGCGCCAGCUAUUGCUACAAUGGCGCCAGCUGCGUGACCGCUGCUAGUGGCCGUAACUUUACGUGCAUUUGUGCGACCGGAUUCACAGGUUCCCGGUGCGAGUCCCCGGUGGCGCUUCCGUACUCGGACGAGUGCAACUGCCUGAACGGCGGCAGCUGCACCCCGAACAGCUCGACGUGCAUCUGCCCGCAGGGCUUCGACGGGCAACGGUGCGAGCUCGCGACGGCCAUCUGCUCGUCGGCCAACUGUCUGGAACCGUUCCGGUGUACCGGCGGCAAGUGCCAGUGCCCGGACAACAUGAACUGCGACAACGUGUGCGCUUCGUCGCCGUGUCUGCACAACGGGUCGUGCUAUCCGCAGGGUUCCGGCGGGCAGGACUAUGUGUGCAAGUGUCCACCCGGGUACGAGGGAAAACGGUGCGAGAACGAUAUUGACGAGUGCAAGAUCAAGGACAAGAUCUGCGUGAAUGGGAUUUGCCAGAACACUCCGGGGUCGUUCCGGUGCUUCUGUACGCCCGGAUAUACGGGACUCAACUGCGAUCUGGAUGUGGACGAGUGUUUGAGCAGACCGUGCAAGAACGGGGCCCAGUGCGUGAACAAGGAGAACGACUACGAGUGCAUAUGUCCGCCCGGGUACAGUGGGAAGGACUGUGAUACGGAUAUUGACGAGUGCGAGAGUAACCCUUGUUCGAAGGGGUCGACGUGUAUCGAUCGGGUGGCGAACUUUACGUGCGUGUGUAUUCCCGGGAUGACCGGACGGUUGUGCGAGAUUGACAUCGAUGAUUGUGAGUCCCAACCGUGCCAGAACAACGGCCGCUGCAUCGACAAGCUCGGCGACUUCCUGUGCGACUGCAACCAGACGGGCUACUCGGGCAAGCUGUGCCAGUACAACAUCAACGAGUGCGAGUCGAAUCCGUGCACGAACGGAGCCGAGUGCAUCGACAAGGUGAACGACUACCAGUGCAAGUGCUUCCCGGGCUACGUCGGGAAGAACUGCGAGGAGGACAUUAGCGAGUGCGAACCGAAUCCGUGUCAGUACUCCGGGCGGUGUUUGGAGCGCUCGAACGUGACGCUGUACUACUCGACGGAUAUGAGCUUGCCGGUGAAUUAUAGGAACGGGUUCUCGUUUGCGAAUGCCAGCGGGUAUGAUUGCGUGUGUGUGCCCGGGACGAUGGGCAAGAACUGCGAGAUCAACAUCAACGAGUGUGACAGCAGUCCGUGCAAGAACGGGGCGUGCGUGGAUGGAAUUGGAAAUUAUACAUGUGAUUGUGAGCCAGGUUUCGAAGGAUUCCACUGUGAGACGGAUAUCGAUGAGUGCUUGAAGUACCAUCCGUGUGUUCAUGGAACGUGUUUGGACGCGAGGAACAACUAUGACUGUGACUGUGAUGGGCUGUGGGGUGGCAAGAAUUGUUCGGUGAAGUUGACCGGGUGUGAGGGGGAGCCUUGCUUGAACGGAGGAGCAUGCAUACCUUAUUUGGAGAAUGAAACGCAGCACAAGUUCAACUGCUCGUGUAGACAAGGUUUCCAGGGUAAGACUUGUGACACGGCUACGACGAUGUCGCUUGGAGCGAAGAGUUUGCUGAUUGUGAACACAACCCGGGAUGAAGGGUAUGAUAUUCAUUUGAGGUUCAAGACUACGCUGCCAAAUGGUAUUCUGGCGUUCGGAAAUGGAGCGACCUCCUACAUCUUGGUAUUGAACAACGGACGGCUUAAUCUGCACUCCGCCCUGUUGAAUCGUUGGGAGGGAGUCUUUGUCGGUUCCGGACUCAACGACAGCAAGUGGCAAAAGGUCUUCGUCGGGAUCAACUCGUCGCACUUGGUCCUGUCGGCCAACGAAGAGCAGACCAUCUUCCCGAUCAACUCGUACGAAGGUACCAACGGAAGCAAUACCUCCUUCCCCAUCACCUACCUCGGAGGAACCACUCCGACCCUCGCUCAACCCUACCUCAAGCACAUUGCCCGGGCCGUCUCCAGCUUCGUCGGAUGCAUGGAAGACGUCGUCAUCAACAGCCAGUUCGUACUCCCCGGACAGGAACAAGAGUUCACCACCCUGCACAACAUUGACACCGGCUGUCCGCGAACGCCCCAGUGCGAACCCAACCCGUGCAACUCCAACGGCCAGUGUACCGAUCUGUGGCACACCUUCUCCUGCCACUGCCAGCGGCCUCACCUGGGUCACACCUGCAAGUACAACAUCACGGCGGCAACCUUUGGCCACGAAAACACAUCCUCCACCGCGGUCAAGGUUAACGUCAGUGACACCGCCCGCCGUGCCAUCCGCUCCGUUCUGGACAUCUCGAUGUUCAUCCGAACCCGCCAACCCUCCGGCAUGGUCUUCUACCUCGGCAGCGAACCCGAAGCCAGCGACCAAACCCCGGACGACUCGUACGUCGCCGCGUUCCUCUCCAAGGGCGAACUCCUCGUCCGCAUGAUCUUCAACGACACCCCCGAAGGCUACACCGUCGGCGGCAACAAACUCGACAACGGCUAUCUCCACCUCAUCGAAGUCAUCCGCAACUCCACCCUCGUCCAGGUCAAACUCAAUGGCACCGAGUACUUCCGAAAAACCCUCUCCUCCUCCGGCCAACUCAACGCCCAGGUCCUCUACCUCGGAGGUCUCCCACCCUACCCGGACUCCAUCAACAGCCUGUACAAAGACGACUCCGAAAAGCAGUACUUCAAGGGCAUCAUCCAGGACGUCCAGGUCUCGAACGGUUCGCACGCCAUGAUCGUCGAGCUGUACCCGCUGAACGAGGAAGGUCUGGUACUGCCCCCACCCUUUGGCGACGUUAUCAUCGACCGCAACUCCGUGCUCGAGGGCGUCGUCACCGACGAUCUGUGCCGGACGCAGCCGUGCAAGCACGACGCCGUCUGCGCCAACACGUGGAACGAUUUCGUCUGCACCUGCCCGCGCGGCUACAAGGGCAAGUUCUGCCAGGAGAUUCAGUUCUGCGAGCUGCAAAAGUGCCCCCAGCACGCGACCUGCCAGAACCUGGACACGGGCUACGAGUGCAUCUCCAAUAUGACCUUCCACGACGACAACGAACCGCUGCGGUACUCGUUCAACCCGGGUUCGGCGGAGUUGCUGCACCACCGUCAGACGGCCUCCGGCAAGGACAACAUCAUGGACACGAUCGAGAUCUCGUACCGGACCAAGUUCGGGGGGACGCUGCUAAGCGUGCAGGACAGCGACAUGUACUUUGAGAUAUCGACGAUCAUGAAGCUGGUGACGGUUUCGUGGCGGUUGUCGUCGGAGCUGCCCGAGCAGUAUCGGUUCCAGUACGACGAGGACGAUAACUAUGGGUGGCACACGGUGUUUGUGCGGGUGACCUCGAAUGGGAAGUUGGAAGCUGGGUGGAAGGGCUGGGAAACGGCGCUGGAUCCGCAGCCGGCGAUCUCGGUGACGAUCGAUUACAUGGCUUAUAAGCAUUUGUUCUCUGGAAAGUUCUUUAUAUACCUUGGGGGGACUUCGCCACUGGCACCGAUCGACAACAACUCGAUCGUGAACGGAGGAACCGAUAAAGGAUCGACGUUCAAGGGAUGCUUGGGGGAGACUCGCGUAGGAGGUUACCUGUUGCCAUUCUUCCCGCACGACGUGAUCUACCCGGACACGUUCCACUUCACCGGCGCUCACUUCAACCUGAGUUCAGCUCAACCGGAAGAGGGUUGUAUCCUGUGCUUCCAGCAGUCCUGUAAGAACGGAGGCAUCUGCAGCAACCCGUCGGAGAAGUACGCUUGCGAUUGCCCGGCCGGAUACGAAAACGACGACUGCUCGCAGAACAUCGACGAGUGCUUGACGGCAAACUGCACCAACAACUCGACCUGUAUCGACGGCGUGGCGAGCUUCACCUGUCAGUGUCUGGAGGGGUACGAGGGCGAGCUGUGCGAGUUCGAGAUCGACGAGUGCCGGUCGAACCCGUGCCGCAACGGGGGAACCUGUACCGAUCGGAUCGCCGGCUUUACCUGCGAGUGUACCGAGGAGUACGCCGGACCAACCUGUGACGUGUUCCGGCUGGUGACCUGCGACAACCAGCCGUGCAAGAACGGGUCGACCUGCAAUGACGGGUUUAAUUCAACGACGGGCAACAACUUCACGUGCUCCUGCAAGCCCGGCUUUUCCGGACCGCUGUGCGACAUCCGGUUCUGCGACGUUGAACGGUGCCAGAACGAUGCGAUCUGCAUGACUAAUGACGAGGGGAUCCCGAUCUGCCUGUGCAACUCGGGCUACACCGGCCGGCUGUGCGAGAUCGAGGUGAACGAGUGCGAAUCGGCCCCGUGCCAGAACGGGGGCCAGUGCGACGACUUUAUCAACGGGUACCGCUGCAACUGUACCGGCACCGGCUUCGAGGGGCGCAACUGCGAGCUGGACAUUGACGAGUGCAUCGCGGAACCGAUCAACUGUGGCGGCCGCGGGGAGUGCAUCAACACGAGGGGGUCGUUUAGGUGCCGCUGUAACCAGGGCAUGUGCGGCAAGGAGUGCGCCCAGGCCGACCCGUGCAUCGCGGUGCCCAACAUCUGCGAGAACGGUGGCAUCUGCAUCGAGGACUGCGACCGGGAGCACCGGUACAAGUGCAACUGCACGGUCGGCUUCAUCGGCGUCAACUGCUCCGAACAGGCCACCAUCGAGGCGACGGGCACUUCCGGCGCGGACAUCGCCCUGAUCGUGGUCCCGGUCGUGAUCGGGAUCCUCGCCAUUGCGGGCGCCCUCAUCGGGACGUUCCUGGUGAUGGCACGCAACAAGCGGGCCACCCGCGGCACCUACAGCCCCAGUGCCCAGGAGUACUGCAACCCAAGACUGGAAAUGGACAACGUGCUGAAGAUUCCCCCGGAGGAGCGGCUCAUUUAAGACAGGGGCGGUGGGAACUGUGUUUGUUUGUUAUGAUUUAUUUUGAAGGUCAGAGAGAGAGAGAGUGUAUCGUUUUGUAGAUAUGAUUGAAUUGAUCUUGUUGAAGAGGCCGCUGGGACGCAUGACUGGGCCCACGAUUGUGAAUAGAAACAAAAGCAAACCUUUUACUCAUAUUAUUACUAGUAGGACAAACCAGGUUGACUAAUUUAAAUCGGAAGCAAUACUUUUCCUGUGUGGAGAUUGUGUUGCUACAAAAACUGCGGUAACUUGUACUUAAAAGUCGCUCACGUCCCCCAAAAGCGAUCGAGCAGAUCGUCGAGGACGUUGCACGUCCAAGAGAGAGAGAGAAACAACAUUUUAACUAAACAUUAGAAGAAAUAUUGUGAUAUAAAUCUUACCCCCUAGAAACAAAAUGAGAGAAAGUUUAAAAAGAGAAACAAAACUAUAUGUUAAGACAAAGUAUUUUAAACGCAACUCAAAUCUGUCCUAACAUGAAAGAAACCCGGAGGAGAAUCUAAAGUGUCGCGCUGCUUAAGCUAAGAGAGCGACCCUAAAACAUCGUUUGACCAUUCCGUCCAGAAUAACUACGUGUCCUAUCGUCCAGAAGCAUGUGUCUCUAAAUUCAAGUGCCGUAUGUAUUUCGAAAACAAAACAUUCCGUUAAAAAGAAUAAAUCCUUAAAACUACCUUAAUUAAGUUUAACAAAUUUUAAACAACACUUUCGCUUUCGCGUGCUUGUUUUAGUAAAUAAAAGAAAUUCUCGACGACUUUCAUUCGACGAAAGUCGCUUAUCUAAGAGAAAGAAUAAUUAACUUUAAGUCACUCACCCAAAACCACACACCUCCCACUGCUGCAGACUGUCUACCUAUUUAAUCUUGAAAAAAGUAUUCAAUUCUCUAGUUAGAAUAACGAGCAAACAGAACGGCAGCAAAUCGAUCAAAACGUGUGAAAUCAAAGCAAGCCCCGAAUCGGAAAGCGAACCUUAAAAUCAUCAUCAUCAAAAUAUUUUUAGUUUCAUUGAUCCUUCAUCACCCCACCCCCCUCUUUUUUAAGAUUAUAAAAACGAAGAAAAAAUACUAUUUUGUAAAGUAGAGUAUAGUGACACGAAUAUUUUUAAACAGAACAGAAACAUACAUCGUUACUAGGAUAAUGUACAAUAAAGAAAGGAUAUUUAAAUUAACAA
Messenger RNA from Culex quinquefasciatus (southern house mosquito), 8357 nucleotides. RefSeq names its product protein crumbs. Lineage: Eukaryota; Metazoa; Arthropoda; Insecta; Diptera; Culicidae. Gene Ontology annotation, molecular function: kinase activity; ATP binding; calcium ion binding. The record is from RefSeq and is a predicted model, not a curated record.